Messenger RNA from Salarias fasciatus (jewelled blenny), 5506 nucleotides. It is a transcript of the gene tbc1d1, whose product is annotated as TBC1 (tre-2/USP6, BUB2, cdc16) domain family, member 1. NCBI's taxonomy places the organism in Eukaryota, Metazoa, Chordata, Actinopteri, Blenniiformes, Blenniidae. The transcript has 23 exons. The coding region runs from base 162 to 4334 and encodes 1390 amino acids. The record is from RefSeq and is a predicted model, not a curated record.
AAAAGGUCUCCGUCUCUCUCUCUCUCUCGACGCACACGCGGCUCUGUGUACUUCAUCUGCCUCACCGCAGCUCCUCCUGGCUGCCAGCGACCGCCGCACGCGCACCGGGCAGGAGCGGACUGGACAGAUAAAGUGGAGACGGGCAGCUGUCUGUGGUCGCCAUGGAGGGACUGUACUUCGACGUGAAGCCGAGAAAACAUGCUGCACCAAAGCCGAGGAGCUCGGAGAACCCCGGUGCCCACCUAACUUCCAACCACCGCUCGUGUCCGUCGCUGUCAGGUCUCUCCUCACCCGCCCAGGCGUUGGCUCGGGAGAGGACUGCAUCCUGGGUGAGACAGGUGGAGGAGGAGGUGGAAGAAGAAAUCCGCUACAAACUGACAAUGAUUGGUUACCUGCCAGUUCAUCAUCUUACCACCAUGACCAUGUUGCCCUGGGUGGUGGCUGAAAUCGGCAGGAAGCAGACGGCGGCUCGUCCCGGCGCCCGGUCGGGAGGCCUCAGCCGUGGAAGCCUGGACGCUGUAACGCACUGUCACACGGUCUUCCUUCACGUGUCGGCGUCGUGGGUGAGAUGUAUGUCUGUUCUGGGGGACGGAGUCGUGUGGGACCCUCUGACACACACGGUGCUGUUCGAGUGUCGUCCUCAUCAAGUGACCAAGCUGAUGCACAACAGCCAGGAGCCCAGCAGCUUCGCCUGCUUGGUGAGGGAGACGUCCAGCUGUGCCUGCUAUGUCUUCCAGUGCCAGGACAGCAGCAAGGUCCCUGAGAUCAUCAGUACGUUGAGACAAGCUGGCAAAAGCUCUGCACGCAGCAAUGACAUCAACGCUGCCACCAGCAAGACUCGCUCCGGCUCCGGGAGCAGCGAUGCCUCUGAAACAUGUUCUUCGUCUCUCUCUGCCACGUCGUCCUCCUCUGCACCCGCCCCUGCUGUGUCCCCGACAGUAUUUGCCAAAAAGUUCGAGGUGUUGUUCUGUGGCCGUGUGAGCGUGGCUCACAAGAAAGCUCCGCCAGCCUUGAUUGACGAGUGCAUCGAGAAGUUUAGCCAGCUUCAUGGCUCAGGGACAGCUGAUAAAGAAGGAAGCGGGGAGGGACUGGUCGGUGGGCUGAAGAGGGCACUGGCCUUCCAGUCAAAUGGGCUUAGAAAUGGUUCCGUUGGUAAUGGUGCAGCGGGGAGCCCCACCACCGGGGCGCGUCCUGUUCUGUUCAAACGAGACCCCAGCUUUCCCUGCCUCCAGGCUCUGGAUGAAAACGGUCUGUCACCGGAGAUUUCUAACUCCAACACCGAUGAUCCAGUCGCCCGCUCCGCUCAAGUGCAGCCCACCAGUCUGCGGGAGAACAGAACCAUGCUGUUUACGGUGGGCAGGUCUCAGAUCUACUUAGUGAGUCCAGACACUAAAAAAGUGGCCAUUGAGAAGAGUUUCAGGGAAAUCUCCUUCUGCUCACAGGGAAUUCGUCACGUGGAUCAUUUCGGCUUCAUUUGCAGGGAGACGGUGGAAGGGGGCAACUGCCACUUUGUGUGCUAUGUCUUCCAGUGUACCGAUGAAUCACUGGUGGACGAAAUUAUGUUGACCCUCAAGCAGGCGUUUUCUGUGGCAGCCCUGCAGCAGAACGCAAAGACCCAGAGUGAGCAGUGUGACAGCUGCCCAAUGCAACACCUGCACAGACUGUGUGAGAGGAUAGAAGGUCUGCACCCAUCCAAAACCAAGCUGGAGCUGCAGAGACACAUGGCCACCCUUGACAAUGAGGACCAGGCGUCAGUGUUUGAAAAUGCUAUGAGGGCUCGUCCAAAGAGCGAUCAGGAAGAGAAUGAGUUGGUAAUGGCCUCUUUGAGGAAUCUGUACGAGGAGCAACAGAAGCGCCAUCAGCACACUGUGCCUGGAAACAACAAGCAGGUGGGCGACAUUGCAGCUCUUGCACCUGUGGAGACGCAGCAGCAGAGUAGCAGUCGACAGCGACUGGAGCAGUUCAAGAGCCGAGCCAAGAGAUCUCUCACAGAGUCCCUCGAGGGGAUCUGGAAGGGAAGCAGCAAAGCAAGGUCACAAAGGGAAAACAGUGAGGGGAGUGAGAGCAGCUCCUCUGUUUGUGUUGUCAACAGCAGCCAGGACCAGACAUUUCUGGAUGGCUCCUUACCUGCUUCCUCUCAUCUACGACCCACCAGCCCUCUCCGGUGCCACAACUCGACAGGAGACCUGAAGCGCAUCGACAACUCCCUGCGUCUGUCGCCCUCCUCCACCUCUUUGCCCGGCGAUGCCAAGUCACAGGGCUUUCGCCGACGGGCCAGCACCUUCAGCCAUUCUCCCACCCCCUCUUCAGGGUUUGAAUACUCACCUUUGCACCUAACGGUUCAGACACCGCAGGAGCCGACCGCAGCGACUAAACCCAAGCUCGUACGACACUACUCUGUCAGCACAGACACGCCGCACCAGAGCAAACAUGUCCCAAACGACUCUUCCCUUCCUCCUCCUCAUCCCUGCCCUUCAUCCCACUCUCUCCUCCAUCUUCCUUCCUCACCUUCUGCCGGAGCCCGGUUCAAUAAGAGAAGUCCUCUGGGUGGUCUGCGCGCUCGCCUCCACUCCUCAUCCUCUGUCCCUAACUUUCUGAAAUUUCAAUUUCUGGCCCCUGUCCAAGAAAAUGACUGGGCUGAGCCAAAGUACAGCGACGUAGCGGCUCUGUCCACGCCAGCUGCGGCCUGUGGGCUCGAAGAGAGCCCUUUGCGCAGCCACCGACAUUCAUGGAGGCAGCAAAUCUUCCUCCGGGUCGCCACGCCUCAAAAAGGCUCAGAUACCAAUGAGCUCGGGGAUGCUUGUCUCGACGGGGGUCUCAUGACUGUCGGCCAGGUGGUGGGUGGAGGAGGCGUGGAUUCAUCGAUGAGAGCUGUCCCCGAAGAGAGGAAGAAGAGGAGCAAGGAGGAGCUGCGAGAGCUAUGGAGGAAAGCAAUCAUACAGCAAAUCCUUCUGCAAAGAAUGGAGAGGGAGAACCAAAAGCUACAAGACUCGGCGAGUAAUCUGCAGAACAAGCGUCUCAAGUUGGACUAUGAGGAAAUCACUCCGUGUCUGAAGGAGGUCACUCUGGUGUGGGAGAAAAUGCUGGGAACUCAUGGCAGGGCAAAGGUCAAGUUUGACUCUGAGACCAUCCAUGCUGCAGUUGCACAAGGUGUCCCGAGGCAGCAUCGAGGUGAGAUCUGGAAGUUUCUCUCUGAACAGUACCUGCUUCGACAGACCGUCCCUUCACGUCCUCCCUCCAACCACGCGCCGUACAAAGAACUACUGAAACAGCUCACCUCGCAGCAACACGCCAUCCUCAUCGACCUCGGUCGCACUUUUCCCACUCAUCCGUAUUUCCAGGCCCAGCUGGGGGCUGGGCAGCUGUCUCUGUUUAAUAUACUGAAGGCCUACUCCCUGCUUGACCCUGAGGUGGGGUACUGCCAGGGCCUGUCCUUCAUUGCUGGAGUGCUGCUUUUACACAUGGGGGAAGAAGACGCCUUCAACAUGCUCAAGUUUCUAAUGUAUGACGUCGGGCUCCGUAAACAGUACAGGCCUGACAUGAUCAUCCUGCAGAUUCAGAUGUACCAGCUGUCACGGCUGCUCCACGACUACCACAGAGAUCUCUACAGCCACCUGGAGCGGCAGGAGAUUGGGCCCAGCUUGUACGCCACCCCAUGGUUCCUCACUGCCUUCGCCUCACACUUCCCUCUGGGCUUUGUGGCCAGAGUCUUUGAUAUGUUGUUCCUACAAGGGUCAGAGGUCAUCUUCAAGGUUGCCUUGAGCUUGCUGGGGAGCCACAAGCCACUGAUCCUGCAGCACGAAAGCCUGGAGUCCAUCGUGGACUUCAUCAAGACCACGCUGCCCAACCUCGGCCUGGUGCAGAUGGAGAAAACCAUUAACCAGGUAUGUGAGAUGGAUGUGUCCAAACAGCUGCAGGCCUACGAGGUGGAGUACCACGUGCUGCAGGACGAGUUACUGGAAACGCCUCCGACCCUCAACCAGCAUCAGAGAGCUGCACAGCUGGAAAGAACCAAUCAGAGCCUGCGCCAGCAGAACCUGGAUUUGCUCGAGGAGCUGCAGGUGUCCCACGCUCGGGUCUGCAGCUUGGAGGGUCAAGUGGAGGCCUUGACCCAGUCGGAGGGCCGGCUGAAGGAGCAGGUCUCCUCUCUGGAGGAGGAGAAGAGGCUGCUGGCGAGCACGAUCCUGCACCUCCAGGGCCUCCUGACCAGGCUUGGCAUCCACAGCGCCCCCGAUGGAGACACAGCAGCGCCGCAGCUGGAGGCCAAAGAGGCGCUGGAUGACAGGACUGUGGACUCUCCGCCGCAGCCGCUGCUUCUCCCAAAGAGCUUGUAGCCGCGUCUUAUAAUUUCCCAAAUGGUCAGGUUGUGCGCAGGAGGAGCCGGUUGAGAAAGGCACCGGAGGUGAUGGUCAUUAAAAUGACUCCCCGCCUUGACUCUUCCUCCUCCUGGAUCGCAGAAACAGGAGAGACAAAUAUGAGUGGAUGUAAAGCAGACGUGAAGAGAAGAAAGAAUUAUAACCAAAAAUUGGAAUGGGUAGCUAAAGGCAGGAAAAUAAAAUAAAGCACUUUCUCCCCCUCACUUUCACAGCUAGAUUUGGGCUUCUGUCUCUUAAACAUUGAAAGAACCUGACAGUUUGGAUAUGAAGGCUUAAAUGGGCCGAGCGUUCUUCUCAUGAAUGCACAACAAGCUCCCGGAACAAACACUCCACUCACCAUUAUUCUGAGUCACGGUAUUGAUUUCUGUUACACAUCACAAAUAGAUAACAAACCCAGAGAGAAAGAUUAGGGACGUGGAAGCAAGAUGAAGGGACGAGUGAAGAAAGAAACUUCACUGCAAAGUGUUUUUCCUUGAUUUCUGAUUGUUUUUCCCGCACAGGAGUCAGAUGUAUUGUUAGCUGAACGACCUUAGGUCCUGGACGAUGGUGCUCAUAUUCAGAGGUCAGAGAACUAUUUUUGAUUCUUCCUCCACAUUUCCAGUCUUCCGCGGUUGAGUUUCCAGACCUCUUGCGUUUUAAAAUUCAUUUAGUUAAGGUAGCUUACAGGAAGAGCAGCACAAUAAAUCCAGUCCAUUUCACAUCCUGUUUUUCCACCUUUGUCGAUUCAUCUGUAUGGGUGGGAGUGCCAGGAGUGAUAGCGAUCCCUUCUCUGACUUUGGAGGGGUCAACUUCUUCGAAUCACUCCCGAACACACUUUGGUCUGAAGCUUCAAAGAGAAAGCGUCUGCUCUUGAGACAAUCUGUCAGCUAUAAACCAUUUACUGUAUUCAACACACUGAAUUCCUUGGAGCCGAGCCGCAGCUCGGCGUGUUUGUAUGUGAACCUUUGAAUGUUGCUGCGUGUCUCUGUUCUCGUGCACUUUUGACUGCAGCAAAUCUGUUGAUUCGCACUGUAAAGAUUUUUUUUUUUUUGGCUUUUUCUCCCGACUCUCUUUGCACGUUUUCUGUGUUGUUGAUUAUUUACUAUCAUGGUUAUUCUGUACUUCAAAAUAUAUUUCAUAUUCUUACAGCA